AUGGAUGAAAUUAGUAAAGUUAGAAGUUAUCUUCAUGACAUGUUCAAGAUCAAGGGUCUUGACUAUAGGAAACUUGCUGGGAAAUUGCUCUAUCUUACUAAUACUAGGCCAGAUAUUGUGUAUGUUGUGCAACAACUUUCUCAAUUCCUAUCGGCUCCUAGAAAGGAUCAUUUAACUAUUGCCCAUAGAUUCCUUCGAUAUCUGAAGGGUACUCCAGGACAAGAGUUAUUUUUUCCUGCAGAAAGUGAUAUGAAACUCAAGGUUUCCGGUGAUUCUGAUUGGGCUUCAUGUCCUGGCUCGAGAAGAUUUCUAACUGGUUUUCGUAUCUUUUUAGGCCCUGCACUUAUAUCGUGGAAAUCGAAGAAGCAACAAACGAUCUCUCGAUCAUCCAGCGAGGCAGAGUAUAGAGCAAUGGCUGCAAUUUUUACUUAA
Molecule: messenger RNA, 432 nt
Organism: Hibiscus syriacus
Lineage: Eukaryota; Viridiplantae; Streptophyta; Magnoliopsida; Malvales; Malvaceae
Exons: 2
Coding region: 1-432 (143 amino acids)
Source: RefSeq, a predicted model, not a curated record